UCUCAACCCCAUCUUGAUCAUCCAUCCUCAACAAAUCAACCAAUCCACAACCAACCAAGCAUACUAUUCAAGAUGUCCCCCGAUCUUUCCCUCCCCGUAACCUGUCCUCCCAUGGGCGCCUUCGAAAACUACAGCAUGGACAACGCCGCCUUCGCCCUCUACACCCUCCUCAACAGCGAGUGGAUCACCAGUACAGAUGUCCCACCACUCGUCCGCUUGCCGGACCGGUACAACUUCACGGGGCAACCCCGCCGUGCCGUCCUCGACGCCCACGUCGCCCUCGACAAGGACAUCACCCCGCGUGACGAUAACCCCGACGUCGAGGGCGACCUGCACUGGUAUCCCUCGGCGUUUAUCGUCGUCACCGAUGUGGACUGGGCGACAAGGGGUCUGCUGUUUGUGUAUCUUGAUGAUCGGGAUGAUGAGGGUGAGGGGUUGGAUGCUAUGUGUCGCUCGCUGGAGAAGUUCUUUUUUCGUGCGCAGGAUGCGUAUCCUUUCUUGGGGAGUGUGAGUUAUGGGGAUUUGUUUCUUUGUCAGGCGAGGGAGGAGCAUGCUAUUGAGUAGAUCUUGGUCUUCUUCUCUUCUUACGUGCCAUUCGAGGGCUGCUUUCUUCUGUUCUUUCGCUUAGUUCCGUGCUUCUUGUCUCCUAGCUCUACAUGUCCGCCAUAUACGGAACCUUCUACCUCUGCUUCGCCGCCUUCCCCAUCGUCUUACGGGAAAACCGCGGCUGGAGCGCCGGCAUCGGCGGAAUCGGCUUCACGGGGGUCCUAGUCG
Molecule: messenger RNA, 774 nt
Organism: Aspergillus campestris IBT 28561
Lineage: Eukaryota; Fungi; Ascomycota; Eurotiomycetes; Eurotiales; Aspergillaceae
Exons: 1
Coding region: 73-564 (163 amino acids)
Source: RefSeq, a predicted model, not a curated record